AUGGAUAAGAAAGAUGUUCAUUCAAUUUGCAAAUGUCAAAAAGAGAAUAAACAUCGUAGUUCGAGAUUUUUCGAAUGUAUUCAAUUGCUUGCCGCAUUUUUGGUACCUAUUGCCAUUGCUGUUUAUACAUUUGUACAAAAUGAUAAUGAUCAAGCCAUUGCAUUAGCCAAUAGAGAAAAAGAUUUGGAAAUAGCUCAAAAUCAGCGAGCACAAGAUUUACAGAUAGCUGAAGAUCAACAAAAAGCAAAUAUUCUUGCCGCUUAUGAAACUUUUCUGGUUGAUCAUUUAAAUCGUUAUGGUAUGACACUCAAUGGAAGUACAUCAGCUAGAUUUGUAGCUCGAUUCAAGACGUUAACAGCCGUUAAUCAACUAGAUCGAAAUCGUAAAACAUAUCUUAUUCGAUCACUCUUUGAAGCUAAAUUAAUUGUGAAUGAUUAUAAUUCAAAUGAUCCUAAAGGUUCAGGUAUAAUUUCAUUGGAAGAUGCUGAUCUCAGUGAAAUUUCAUUGGCACAUCGUACGCUCAAAUAUUUAUCAUUACCUAAAACGAAUCUUACACGAUCAUUAUUUGCUGAUGCAGAUCUCUCAUGUGUUAAUUUCUACUCGACUAUUCUUAUAGAUAGUGAUUUUAGUAAUGCAUAUAUUUUAGAAAUAAAAAAUUGUUUUCUCAAAUCUAAUGAAUAUAAUCGUACAAUUUUUACUGAAGCAAUAAUGAAUAAUACCAAUCUUUUUCAUGCUGAUUUUAUUUUUACUGAUUUUACACAAGCAAUUCUUGUUCAUGCUAAUAUGCGUUAUUUCAUUUGUAUUGUAUGUUUAUUUGUUAAUACAAAUAUGUUUCGUGCAGAUUUGAGCUUCUCUAGAAUGGCAAUGCAUUGUAAUUUUCAAUUGACCAAUCUAACGGAAACUGUACUUCUAUCAGCUUCGUUCAGUGAAGUAAUAUUUAUUGAGACAAUAUUUACUCGUAUUCAAACAACAGAAAUUCGAUUUGAGCAAUGUUCUUUUUCAUCAAUAAAUUUUACCAAUUGUACAUUUGAUAGAUCAUUGAUUGUUCAAUCAAACUUUUCUAAUAUAUAUUUUAAUAAUGUUAACUUAAGAGAAUCUAUUAUAAAAAAUGUUCAUUUUAUAAAUAUUUCAAUGCAAAAUACUAAUCUGAGCAGUACAAUAUUCAAUCAAUGUAUAUUUAUUAAUGUUGAUUUCAAUGAUGCCAUAUUAACAAAUGUUACGUUUCACAAAUGUAUAUUUCAAUCAAGUUUAAUUAGAAAUAAACAAAAUUUACAAGUGACAUCAUUCAAUGGAAGUAUUUUUUCUUAA
Rotaria sp. Silwood1 is the source of this 1308-nucleotide messenger RNA. NCBI's taxonomy places the organism in Eukaryota, Metazoa, Rotifera, Eurotatoria, Philodinida, Philodinidae. The record is from the annotation of a GenBank genome assembly.